Molecule: messenger RNA, 2216 nt
Organism: Striga asiatica
Lineage: Eukaryota; Viridiplantae; Streptophyta; Magnoliopsida; Lamiales; Orobanchaceae
Source: the annotation of a GenBank genome assembly
UUUGUACUCUCUCUACCCAUUUUUACAUAAUUUGCCCAAAUCAAUUUUCUUCUCUCUCUACACACUUCCGCGCACACACAAAUACGCUGAACUCUGUGUACGCAUCUAUACAUACACACGUAUGUAUGUAUACAUAGAUACAUACAGCUCCCAUCGCCAUUCUAUUUCUGGAUUUCUUCGAUACCCAUUUCCCUUUACCCACCUCUGAAAAUCCCCCUUUUUCCAUUUACUCCCUCGUUGAUUUUUCUGAUCUCGAGCUCCUUCAAUCCGUUGAGCUGUUCCUAAAUCAGGGUUGUGGGAUUAUUUGAUGCUGGUGAACUAUCGAGUUGUGUAGUUUUACUCGGAGAGUAAAAGAACAAAAUGGGCCGCUGCAUUACCACCGAAAGUGAAGAUGGCCUUUUCUCUACUGACUCGCCUUUCAGCAAUGAUGGUGACAAUUUGAGCGGGAGUUUGAAAGGCCCAGGCGUUGUUCUGAAGAAAGGCCCGUGGACAGCUGCAGAGGAUGCAAUUUUAGUCGAUUAUGUGAAAAAGCAUGGAGAAGGCAACUGGAAUGCAGUUCAGAAACACUCAGGGCUUUCACGGUGUGGGAAAAGUUGCCGUUUGCGAUGGGCAAACCAUUUGAGGCCAAACCUAAAAAAAGGAGCAUUUACAGCAGAAGAAGAGCGGCUAAUAAUCGAGCUUCAUGCUAAGAUGGGGAACAAAUGGGCACAAAUGGCUGCACAUUUGCCAGGAAGGACUGAUAAUGAGAUAAAGAACUAUUGGAAUACCAGAAUAAAAAGGCGUCAACGAGCUGGUUUACCGCUUUAUCCUCCCGAUAUGCCCUUACAUGCCCAUCCACAGAAUCAACAACAGUUUAGUUCACCUGGAAUUUUUGGAGAUAAUGGAUGUCAUGAAAUCAUGCAUAGCAGUGGCUAUGGGACUCCUGAUAACAUGCUUGAUAGUUACGACAUUUUACCAUACGCUCCAGAAUUUCAUGGUAUUUCUGGCCGUGUUUCAAAGGGUAAUGGUUUUGGUACUCCUCGUGAGGCACUUCCUUUUGAGCGGUCACUAACUGAUGGCUCCAUUAACAAAAUGCCUCAGUCCUUAGGCCUGCAGUUCACUUAUGGCCCUGACCACACCAAGAAACUGUUGCCGUUUGGUGCCAAUCAGGAUAUUCAUCAUACGUCAAAUGUAAUUUUCUCUGCUUCUAAGCCCAUUUCAGGUGCUCAGAAGUUGGAGCUCCCUUCACUCCAAUAUCAGCAGAUCAGUUUUGGUCUGUGGGACCCCACACUUGAUGAAUCAAUGGAUCCCAUAGUUCAUUCUCCUCCACUGUCUCUAUCAGGGCCAUUUUUUUCUUCGAAUUGUCAUAUCCCAGGAAGCAGUGGUCUCUUGGAGGAUUUACUUUAUGAGGCUAAGGCUCUAAGCAAUCAGUCCUCUGUUUGGAGCCCUUCAUCUAAUUACAGCCAUGGAAACAGUUCUGCCUUAAAAACAUGCUCCACAGAGGUCAAAGAUUACCUCGAUCAAGGUUCACCGUUAGGUUACUCGAUGGGAUUGAUUUCCGAUGUUCACACUCCUACUGGUGACAUUGGCAGUUCAUUACAAGAUGCUAUGUCUGCUUGUGACGUGAAAUCAGAGGUGUUGAAUGAAAGUUGGAUCCUGGAUUAUGGAAGCGAAAAAGUUCAGAAUAAUUUAGAGCGUUAUAGGCCAGAUGCAAUACUGGGAUCUUUCGGUAGCUGGAUCGGGCCAAACGAGAAGCAACAAAGCUGCCCCAUGUUAUUAACUGAUGGUGUUCUUGUAGGUGACAACAGAUUAGCUAAUCGUGGCCUAAAAAGUUCUUGUUCCUGGAAUAACAUGCCGCCCGUUCGCCAAGUGUCCGAUUCUUCCUCAUUAUUGCCAGACUUCUAAAAAGUACUCGUGUUCGCCAUUUUUCUGUGUUUGUACUUUGUAUUGUACGAAUGCUGUGUGUGAUUGCAGCCAUGUUAAGGCUGUGUUUGCCUCCGACUUGUUCUUGUGAUGUGUCGGAACAUAUAUAUGUAUCGUGUAUCCCACGCGCGAACCUAUGUUGAUUGCCCGGUGGCUUGUUAUUUUUCUGAGAUUUUUACUUCAUUCAGUUCUCCAUUGUGUACUUCUGAGCUAUAUGCUACUGAAUUGAGUUUAUGUACUAUGAUUAUGAGCUUUGGACAAACAUUUAUUGGUUGUGUGGAAUGGAAGCUUAAAUGCAUAAUACUGUUGAAUAA